Ostertagia ostertagi is the source of this 549-nucleotide messenger RNA. The record is from the annotation of a GenBank genome assembly. Lineage: Eukaryota; Metazoa; Nematoda; Chromadorea; Rhabditida; Trichostrongylidae.
AUGUGGUGUCUCUCCAGCAGGACCUCCCGGACCACCUGGUCACGAUGGACAACCUGGAUCAGAUGGUGCUCCAGGACAAGCCCGGCAAAAGAUGGACCCGACGGACCACCACCAACACCGGCCCCUGACUUCUACCCUUGCUUCAAUUGCCCUGCCGGUCCUCCUGGCCCAGCUGGACAUCCUGGACCGAAAGGAGCCCCAGGAAACCCCGGAUCAGAUGGACACCCAGGAAAGGAUGGACAUGGGGGUGGACCCGGUCCCAUGGGACCACCAGGACAUCCAGGGAAAGAUGGCAAACCUGGACAUCCAGGAGCUCCUGGAGAACCUGGAAAGCUCAAGGAAGUUGCAGGUCACCAAGGACCACCUGGACAUCCCGGUCCUCAGGGUCCUCCAGGCCCUGAUGGACACCCAGGAGAACCUGGAAUGCCAGGUGAAGAUGGUCAUCCAGGAGAGCAUGGUGAUCCCGGAAAGCCUGGUGAGCACGGACAUAAAGGAGAAGGACGGACAUCAUGGAGAGGAUGGACACAAGGGGCCGGAUGGAGGUUGUGA